CUCAGCAGUAAGCAGUCUUACUAUUCCAUCUCAAAACAUGGUUGAACUCCAGGAGCUGGUAUGAGUACCGCUGGUGAAUUUUAUAAGAUUUAUGAUCCUUAGACAAGUCAAACAGAGCUUCAGCAGGGGGUGGAGCUUGUGUCGCAUUCUAAAGCCUGGUGCCUCUAUCCCUUGAGCACAAACUAAAAGGGGUUUAGCUAAGCAUCUGUUACAGAAAGAACAUGCAGAAAGAGGAGAAACAGCUGAAGGGACCCCAAGAGAAAAUGAAAAGCACCAUAAGAUGGAAAACGUCCAAGGAAGAACCUCAAAGAAAAAGCAGGACAUCAUCACAGAUCCCCAUCCCAAGGAGAUGCAGCUCAACCUGGAUGAUGAAGAAAGAACCGAGAGGCCAGAAGUUACCAGACCAAGACGAGAAGCUCAUUCACUACCAGACCAUCCCAGAAAGACGCUUCUCCACUGACCGAGCUCAUGAAAUAAUCAAACACAUUGUUGAUGAAAGACUGGAGACUGUCGAGUACAGCUGCUCAUGCUCAGGCAUCUCCAAAGAGCUGUCUGACUGUAUUAAGACGGCUGUAAAGAAGCUGCUGUAUGAUCGAUAUAAGCUGGUCUGUUACGUGGCCAUCGGCCAGCUGAAGGAUUCAGUGGUGAACUGCUCCAGUAGAGCCAUCUGGAGUCCCACUUCAGACACAUUCACUGAAUAUAUCUAUAAAAACAGAUCUUUAUUUGCUGUUUGCAUUUUGUUUGCAGUGUAUAAAGAGUAAUGUAACUGGUUAACUGGAAUUAAAGUACAGUUUUAUGUAAGCGACAUUAUGCACAGUAAAGUAGGUUGUUCAUUUGUAUAGAAGUAAAUACUUAAGAAUGUGUUAAAAUUUUAAUAAAACAAUUUAUUGGAGAAUGUUUUACAUGAAAAUGCUAUUUCAGUCUUUCUCUACUUCAUAAUUUCAUGUUUAAAUCAAUCCU
Messenger RNA from Cyprinus carpio (common carp), 960 nucleotides. Its product is annotated as dynein light chain Tctex-type 5-A. The coding region runs from base 222 to 761 and encodes 179 amino acids. The transcript has 2 exons. Gene Ontology annotation, cellular component: cytoplasm; cytoplasmic dynein complex. The record is from RefSeq and is a predicted model, not a curated record. Gene Ontology annotation, molecular function: dynein intermediate chain binding. Gene Ontology annotation, biological process: microtubule-based movement. Lineage: Eukaryota; Metazoa; Chordata; Actinopteri; Cypriniformes; Cyprinidae.